AUGGGUAGCCAAGGGCAGUUUCCACUUACACAGAACGUCACGGUUGUUGAAGGGGGAACAGCAAAUUUGACCUGCAGGGUCGAUCACAAUGAUAACACCUCCCUCCAGUGGUCAAAUCCAGCUCAACAGACACUGUACUUCGAUGACAAGAAAGCUCUGAGGGACAACAGAAUUGAGCUGGUCCGAGCUUCGUGGCAUGAACUGAGUAUCAGUGUCAGUGAUGUGUCUCUGUCAGAUGAAGGGCAGUACACCUGCUCUUUAUUUACUAUGCCUGUCAAAACUUCCAAGGCUUUUCUUACCGUUCUCGGUGUUCCCGAGAAGCCACAAAUUACUGGAUUUACCUCACCAGUUAUGGAGGGAGAGAGGAUGCAGCUAACUUGCAAGACGUCUGGUAGUAAACCAGCAGCGGAUAUCAGAUGGUUCAAGAACGACAAAGAAGUUAAAGAUGUUAAAUAUUUAAAAGAAGAAGAUGCAAAUCGUAAAACAUUCACAGUCAGCAGCACACUGGAUUUCCUAGCAGAUCGCAAUGAUGAUGGUGCAGUUGUAAGUUGCAGAGUAGAUCAUGAGUCCCUAAACUCUACACCUCAGAUAGCAAUGCAGGUUCUAGAAAUACACUAUACACCUUUAGUUAAAAUCAUUUCCUCCAAUUCAUGGCCUGAAGAAGGACAAUCUAUAAUUUUGACUUGUGAAUCCAAAGGAAAACCAGUGCCAGAACCAGUACUGUGGACAAAGGACGGUGGAGAACUACCAGAUCCAGAGAGAAUGGUUGUCAACGGCAGGGUCCUAAGCAUCAGUUUCCUAAACAAAACAGACAAUGGCACAUACCGAUGUGAAGCAAAAAAUCCUAUUGGCCGAAACAGCACAGAAUAUGUCCUGAUAGUACAUGAUGUUUUCAACACUUUGCUUCCCACUACUGUCAUCCCCUCCCUUACCACUGCAACAGUCACAACCACUGUAGCCUUAACAACCAGCACAACCACAUCGGCAACAGCCAUCAGCACCAGAGAUCCAAAUGCUUUGGCUGGACAGACCGGACCUGACCAUGCUCUUAUAGGAGGAAUAGUGGCUGUAGUUGUCUUUGUAACACUAUGUUCUAUAAUUCUCCUUGGUCGAUACCUGGCAAGACAUAAAGGAACAUAUUUAACAAAUGAAGCAAAAGGAGCUGAAGAUGCACCUGAUGCCGACACAGCCAUUAUCAAUGCAGAAGGCAGCCAAGUCAAUGCAGAGGAGAAAAAAGAGUAUUUCAUUUAGAUGCAGAGCUAGAAUCUUGGAGUUUUACUUAUCAGGCUGACUGCUGGAGAAAACUGGCUAUCAUUUCUCAGAAUUCAUUUCUGCCAUCUUCUGCUAUCUUAAUUAACUCGCAUACCUGCUAUAAGUAGCCAGUUUAUGCCAACAAUCAGCUGUUGACGUCAUCAUUCUAGAAUUACAGUAUCAUGCGUAAAGCAGGACAUUUCUUAUUGCCUAAAAUUCAUAUCCACUGCUCUCUUAACAUACAGUGCUUGAAUAUACAGCCUUAACAAUGUUAAUCACCAUCUUAAUCCAAGUUUUCCACAUUUUUAAAUGUUGUGCAGCUUGCUUCUUUUUCAGUUUUCUUUUAUCAUGUCCCUACUAGUGUGUCAUAGAACAAUAUUCAUAACAAAUACUAUUAGGUAAGGACCUAAUUUACUUACAUAAAAUGUUAAGUCUAAGAUUAGAGGUUUACCAAGAAUGUUUUAUACAUGUCUAUCUAUAAUUCAAAAAGCAACUUGUUUUUGAGACAUAUGCCCUAGGAAACACAAACUGAAAUCUUUUUAGUAUAGUUUCUUGUAUGCCUGGAUUUGGUGGAAAAAAACCUAUCAGUCCGCUGAUUUUUUUGUUUUAUUUUGCUUUGUUUUGUUAUGUUUUAAAUGGUACCUUGACAACAGUGCCAUGUUUCAGUGGUGAAAACAUGCUGAAUAGCUAUACAGAUUCUGCAAAGUUAGAUAAUAGUGCUUCAUUUGAAACAAAUUUGUCCUGCCUUUUUACUGCUUUUUGGGAUCGCAAACAUUAGAGAACUUUCUGAGGAAUUUCUGUUUUUAUAAUUUAUUUGCUUCACAUGAACUCACCUGCCUACUCAAAUUUGAAGUGUUCAUGGGGCACAACUGCAAGGCAUUUUAGUAUCUGUAUAUAGUGCAUAUAAUAAAUUCAAUUAAACAUUAUUUGAUACAUAUUUAACUUUUUUGGCAGUAGCUAAGUCAGUCACAAGUAAGCAUUUUCUAAUGUCCAUUAUAUCCCUUUAGCUAUGACUCAAAUUAAUAUUCUGAGUAGAUAACAUGUAUUAGUAUUCUUUUGUCUGUAUGUCCUAGCACUGUUCAGCAGCAAACUUUUCUAGUUCUUGUUAAUUUUUUCUUUGUUAUACAAUGGAAGCACAAUGUUAUAUGGAAAGGUAGUUUUAAGCUAACAACCAGUGCACAGCCUCAGGUUUUAAAUUACAACCACAUUUGAUUACUAUCCUUAAAAAAUACUAUUGAGUUGCUAAAAUUCUCGAUUUUUAAUUUGGCAGUUCCAGAGCUGCUUCUCUAAGUUGGUUUGCCAAAAAAA
Aptenodytes forsteri (emperor penguin) is the source of this 2559-nucleotide messenger RNA. RefSeq names its product cell adhesion molecule 2 (gene CADM2). The record is from RefSeq and is a predicted model, not a curated record. The transcript has 10 exons. NCBI's taxonomy places the organism in Eukaryota, Metazoa, Chordata, Aves, Sphenisciformes, Spheniscidae. Bases 1 to 1251 code for a protein of 416 amino acids.